Cyclopterus lumpus (lumpfish) is the source of this 2865-nucleotide messenger RNA. RefSeq names its product organic solute carrier partner 1b (gene oscp1b). Gene Ontology annotation, cellular component: plasma membrane; cytoplasm. Bases 819 to 1991 code for a protein of 390 amino acids. The transcript is spliced from 11 exons. NCBI's taxonomy places the organism in Eukaryota, Metazoa, Chordata, Actinopteri, Perciformes, Cyclopteridae. The record is from RefSeq and is a predicted model, not a curated record. Gene Ontology annotation, biological process: transport.
CUCCAUGCUCCUUAGUGUUCACCGAGCACGAACACCUUCAAUCGGCUCUCAUCCAGGUCUUUGUUUGCUCAAGCUCAACACGAACACUGACAAGCUCAAACACAAUAUGUCUGUCUGGAGUGUGUUUAUAUUCGUUUGGUCUUGUAAACUUCUCUGUGGGCUGAGACAAAGCAGACAGGAGGACAAAGGAAAGGAGGAAUUACUUUCUGAUCUCGGCAUUAUUGAUUAUUAUUAUCUAUAAACUUCUUUUUUUAUAUCAGAUUUUUUUUCCAGAGAGAUAUUAAUGACGUCAUAUAGUGAUUUUGCUUUAUAACUGUUGCUGCUGUAGAAACAAUAUUGAGUUCUCCGUCAGGCUUGGAAAGGGAGGGGUGAACAGAGGGGCAUGUUGUUGCUUGCAAUCGGCAACAUCACCACUAGUUGCCACUAAAUCACUUACUAACAUUUCUAAAACACACACCAUAUGGAUUUUAAAUACCUAUUUUGUUGCUCUACAUGAAUAUUGUAAAUUGAUUAAUGUAUUGACUCCUAAUUAUCGAAAAUGGCAAUUAUGUUUCUCUGUUUAUACUGAUUUCUACCCUACUGAUUUCAGCCCUCCAAGUACUGGGACUAUUUGAAUUGUCCGUACGUUGACUCGACUCUCUCUUUCUACGGCUCUGGCUAGUCCGGAGUCUACGUCAUGAAUCCCAACCCGCUGAUUGGCUGUUUGCUUCGUGGCCUGGCAACCAGAAGAGGCUUUACCAAACAAGCAUUCGAGCUAGCUCCGACCCGCUGGCUGCUGCCGACUAAUCUGGAGAGAUUCAACCCGUCCAGAUACCAUCAUGUCCUCACGAACUCUGCCUCUGCUGUUCAUUAACCUCGGUGGAGAAAUGCUGUACAUCCUGGACCAACGGCUUCGAGCUCAGAACAUCCCCGCUGACAAAGCCAAGAAAGCUGGCUGGAUAGAGGAUGACAGAAGGAGAGUUAUGAAUGACAUCAUCACCACCAUGUUCAACAAAAAGUUCCUCGAAGAGCUUUUCAAGCCACAGGAGCUUUACUCCAAAAAAGCCCUGCGGACUGUGUUCGACAGGCUCGCCCAUGCCUCAAUAAUGAGACUGAAUCAAGCCAGCAUGGACAAGCUCUAUGACUUGAUGACCAUGGCUUUCAAGUACCAGGUGCUUCUCUGUCCCCGACCGAAGGACAUCCUUCUCGUCUCCUUCAACCACAUGGAUGCGAUCAAAGACUUUGUGAAAGACACUCCCAGCAUUCUCAGCCAGGUGGACGAGACCUACCGGCAGCUCGUAGAGAUGUAUACAACCUUGUCUAGUGGAGAAUUCCAGCUGAUCAGACAAACUCUCCUUAUCUUCUUCCAAGAUAUGCAUAUAAGAGUGUCUAUUUUCCUCAAAGAUAAAGUGCAGAACUCUAAUGGCCGCUUUGUACUCCCCACCAAUGGCCCUGUGCCUUAUGGAACACAAGUCCCAGGUUUGAUAAGGAUGUUUAGCUGCGCUGGUGAAGAGGUGACCAGGCGGCAGUUCAGUAACGGAGGAAACUAUACCGCUGCUCUCCGGGAGGGAUCUUUUGAGAUAUUUGGAGACCGGGUCACCAAACUAGGCACAAACAUGUACAGUGUGAGCCGCCCAGUGGAAACCCACCUGUCAGGAACAUCUAAAAACUCUGCUCAGCACACAAAGGUCAACGUUGCUCCCAAUCCUCUCGCCAAAGAGGAGUUGAACCUGUUGGCCAGGUUAAUGGGAGGGUUAGAGGUUCAGAAGCUAGGAAAUGCAGACAGCGGCUUCCGAGUCAACCUCUUUUCCACCGACGAGGAAGAAGAAGAGGCAUUAAUAUCAAGACCAGAUGACCUCUUAUAUGGAGUCAUAAACAUCCAAGCAACGAAGGACCAGCAGGCCAAUGCAGAGCUGGCCAAGAUCAUGGGGGAGUUCACCGAGUCUGGGGAUCAAUCGCCCAGUUCCAUCAGCAAAGGAGAUGACCUUCUGGCCAUGAUGGACGGGCUGUGACAUGGUCACCCUGAGUGGGGCACAUUGCAUCGUCAACAGUACGUUCAACUGAGGACCAGUCUGCUGUCUGUACCUGCAGACACACUGCACAAACCUCAGAUGCAGUUAGAAAUCCUUCUUUAAAAUGCAGAUGUGAUUCAGUGUUUCCAUUGAUUGUCAAGUGACCAACUGCAAACUGCAAAUUUGCAUAGUUAAGUUGCAAAUAAUGUGGGGAGCCCAGCUUUGAGCUGUAAGACACUAUAAUCUGAUGUUUCAGUGCAUCAAAAUAUACAAUGGGCCGAUGUCAGUGUGUUAAACAUGUGUAUGUGUGAAUUGACUGAAACGGUCUUUUUGGAGUUGGUCUGCGCUCCAGCACACAAAACACAUAUUUCUUUAAUUUCACACAAUGUCAUUUAUCUUAAAUGUUAAUUAUACAUCUAAGUUGAUUUGAUUAUGUAUGGUCCGUAAUUCCAUGUUCCACAGUGUGAGCAUGGAAUUUGUUACCUACUGCUGUAUUUUAAUAAACAUAUAAUGAUAUUGUGGGGGAAUCUGAGGAAACCCAAGUGCUCUUUCUAAUGUGAUUUGAAUUUCCUCAAAUCUUUAUUUUGGUAAGAAAUAUGCUUGUCUUGCGUCACACUGUAUGUACUUCCUUAAAACACUAUGAGGAGCAACUUGUGAGGCAUUUCUCACUAUCCUGUGAUGUUUAUAGUCUUAACGGAUGACCCAGAAAUGUGCUCAUUGAUAAGUAUGUUAUUAUGAUGGAUGUACAUAUAUGUAUAUAUGUUUAUUGCAUACUUUAUUUAUUCAAAUGUAUUAUUUUAUUUGUAUAGACAUUGCAACAGUCAGUAAAUUGUUAAAUGUGGCAUGUAGGAUUUUUAAUAAAUAGAUGAAAACA